GCACUGGGCGCGGCGUCCCUCGCGCAGAGAAUGACAGCUCGCGCUAGUCCAAACUGUCGGAAUGCUUGAGUCGUGAAAAUGUUCAUGACUAUUUUUCUUCGUGCCUUGGCACCGUUGGUCCAUGCCACCAUAGUUGAAACGCUUCCCGGCUUAUCCCGCUUUUUUGGCUGAGACCUCAACCGCGGACAGGUAGAGAAGCUUUCGCUGGCGCUGCCUCCCGUUUUCUCAGUAAGUAGUGAAGGAUUUUCGGAUAGUCAUGGAUACAAGAGAGACCAAAGCAAAAGACGAAUCAAUGAAAGCCCGGGUUGGAAAGAGCAAGGACAAGAAGCAGACAUCAGUUAAGUUGUUUCGAAAGAAAUCGUUCAAGUCGGUUGGAAGUCUUAUGAAUAAAAUUCUUAAAACUUUGGGCACAUGGGCUCACGUCGGAGACAGUGAACCGGUGGAUGGAGAAGAUGACGAUGGGGGAUUUCGGGAUGGUACACCUUGCACUCUCAGCGCGAACUCGGGAUGUUUGAAAGACGACAUCCAAGUUUCCUCCGAGCGUUUGAUUAAGAAAAGUUUCCCGUUGCCACCCCGUAAUUCCCUCAGAGAAAGAUUGUCCUUGUCUUAUGGAGACAAAACUCCAGGUGUCCUGGGUUUGAAGAACCACGGAAACACUUGCUUCAUGAAUGCAGUUGUACAGUGCUUGAGUAAUACCGACUUGCUAGCGGAAUACCUCUGCCUUGAAUGGUACAAAUUGGAUUUCUGUGAAAGGAGUGUCAAUGGAAUGGUUAGGACGGAGGAUAUCCAGUCGUUACAGGGAGAAGUGACCGAGCAAUUGGCGUCUCUGGUUAGGGCGCUGUGGACUUUGGAAUACACUCCGCAGCUAUCCGUGGAAUUUAAGAGCAUUGUGUCCAAAUAUGGCACGCAGUUCCGGGGAAAUUCCCAACACGACGCGCUGGAAUUCCUGCUGUGGCUCCUGGACCGCGUUCACGAGGACGUCAAUCCCACCUCCUGCACAAACAACCACAACAAAUGCAAAACCUCCGGAAAGGCCCUCGGAGGACCAGAGGGGGCGCCGCUAGGAGAUGCUCUGCUCCCACAGCAGCCAGGAGAGCGCCACAGCUUUGUGCAGGAGCACUUUCAGGCACAGUACAAGUCGUCACUGACGUGCCCUCAUUGCCUUAAACAGAGCAACACCUUCGACCCAUUCCUCUGCAUCUCACUCCCCAUUCCACUACGACAGACCAGGCCUGUGUAUGUGACGCUGGUGUUCAGCACCAAGGGCCAGCGGUACCUGCGCGUGGGGCUGGCGGCGCCUCUCUUUGGCUCGCUGGGCUGCCUUCGCAGACUGGUGGCCGACGAGGGCAAGAUCUCUCCAGACCAGGUGAUUCUGGCUGAGAUCUACUCUACUGGUUUCCAGCGCUCCUUCUUCGAUGAGGAUGACCUGACCAGCGUGGCGGAGAACGACGUCAUCUACGCCUUCCAGGCCUCACCUCUCUACAUCAGGGGAGGCUCAGCACGAAUCUCAGGGUACCACCACAGCCUCCCCUCCUCCCCUUACGCCACCUCUGGACCGGAGGGUCAGAGGUUACCUGCCACAGGUGCGCUGUCGUCCGAGUUCCUCAACCAGGGCAUCCCCGGCAAGGUGCUGCUGCUGGUCUGCAACGCAGCGGGAGCCAAUCAGCAGGCAGUCAGGUUUGGGCCUCCGUUCCUGAUGCGUGAGGACCGCUCGGUGUCCUGGGACCAGCUGCAGCAGAGCAUCCUCAGCAAGCUCUAUUACCUGAUGAUCAACGGGGCCCAGGCACAGCUGUGA
Messenger RNA from Engraulis encrasicolus (European anchovy), 1795 nucleotides. It is a transcript of the gene usp43b, whose product is annotated as ubiquitin specific peptidase 43b. Gene Ontology annotation, biological process: protein deubiquitination. Lineage: Eukaryota; Metazoa; Chordata; Actinopteri; Clupeiformes; Engraulidae. The coding region runs from base 257 to 1795 and encodes 512 amino acids. The record is from RefSeq and is a predicted model, not a curated record. Gene Ontology annotation, molecular function: cysteine-type deubiquitinase activity. The transcript is spliced from 9 exons.